This is a messenger RNA of Aspergillus bombycis, 1611 nucleotides long. RefSeq lists its product as uncharacterized. The record is from RefSeq and is a predicted model, not a curated record. NCBI's taxonomy places the organism in Eukaryota, Fungi, Ascomycota, Eurotiomycetes, Eurotiales, Aspergillaceae. The coding region runs from base 1 to 1611 and encodes 536 amino acids. The transcript is spliced from 7 exons.
AUGGACCACAGUUACCCUUCUUCCCGUGUUGAUCAAUUCCUAGAGGAAAAGAUCAAGUCCAGGACGAACAGUCUCUUUAAAUCUAGGAACGACGCUGCUCAGCUGGUAGUUUAUCUUUUUUCUUCGUCAAAGGACUCAUGUGGCAGACGGACAUUGCAAACCAAGCAACCCAUCCCGAUUAAUCACAUCUCGGAGCUGAAGAGACUCCAUCAGGAAGAGACCAUUGCUUGUGCACAAGUCUAUACGGUCGCACAGUUGCGAUCGUGGACGACAUUAAACAUAUCGAGCGAACUUUUCCACCGCCUCCUAGAAGAACAAAGCGUCUUCCCAUAUUUCUGGAAGUCAGUCCUCACAUUUGGCAUCAGAGUCGUGGAGAAUGAAUAUGCAUUUCCUUCCUUUCGUGCCAAAAGCUCGCAGAGGGGAGACGGCAAAGUUGAUGAGAUUGCAUAUGUGAUCCGGCGAGUUGAACGUAACCAGCGCCCGACGUCCAAAGGGGAGUGUCCCUGGUCAAUUCGUCAGACGGGGGUUUACCAUAAAUUGACAUACCCGCAUGAUGGAUCAGCAAGCUCGUCGGUGUUCAUUCUGAUUGCGCCCUCCCGUACGACCGAAAAUGAGGUCUCUCAGUGUUUCCCCGGAAGCCCAUUCGAGGGGGAGGUCAUGAAGCCGCACUUCUCUAUUCACGAGAGACUCAUAGCUGAUGGCCUCAGCUGCUGGAUGGAUUACAUGGCUUGGUUAGAGUCGGAAUGCAAGCAAAAGGCUGACCGGCUCAUUGUCUGGGAUGUCGAAGACGGAGAUAAACAUAUGACAUACUUCAAGGUGGACGACAGACAACGCCUUAAACAACUGGGAGAUUACAUAACGGAUUUGAUUGUUGUCCUUCAGACUGCUGUAAACACCAUCGGUCGCAUUGGGAAGAGCUGCCAACGACACUGUCAAAUGAGCUGUGGUGCCAGAAAUGACUGUUCCUGCAGUUCCAUGAUCGAAGAGUUUAGUGAAUAUGAAGCAGAAUCCCGCAUUUACCUGGAACGAGCCAAGGUGUUACAGGAGCGUGUUCAAUCAACAGAGCAACUGUUAACCGACCUGCUAAGCUUUGAGGAGACACGAGCCUUGAAGCAAUUGGCACGAGCAUCACACGUGGAGACAAAAGCUUUGAAAGAACUGGCCCAGACAUCUCAGGAGGAAAGCCACCACCUCGCCGAGCUUGCAAAACGGAGUGCAGAAGACGCAGCGGCUGUGAAAAUGCUGAGUCUUGUUGGCCUGGUUUACCUCCCUACCACCAUUGUAGCGAAUUUCUUUUCCACAGAGUUCGUCAAGGUUAAUGAACAGGGAGAUAUAUACAUAUCACCCUGGGUUUGGAUUUUAGCAGUUAUCUCAGUUCCCUUAACAGUAGCUACGAUCUUUCUGUGGAUACUUUCUGUGCGAUAUAGUGACUCAUCUUGGUUUCUGAAGGUGACUCGGGUUCGUCAUAAACCGGUGUCACCCAGGGAUGGCGAAGACGCAGAUAUGGAACGAGGCAGGUUGCGAGGCCGAGCGGAGACCCAGGGCACGAUGCCCUUAUUCAGCCUGAUGCGCCCGUCCACCUAUGCCACCACCACGACCAAAACCGAUUAA